This is a messenger RNA of Asparagus officinalis (garden asparagus), 645 nucleotides long. RefSeq names its product probable E3 ubiquitin-protein ligase ATL44. The transcript is spliced from 3 exons. The coding region runs from base 1 to 645 and encodes 214 amino acids. The record is from RefSeq and is a predicted model, not a curated record. Lineage: Eukaryota; Viridiplantae; Streptophyta; Magnoliopsida; Asparagales; Asparagaceae.
AUGCUACCUGAGCCGCAGCAGGCUCCCCAAUACCUUAUUGAUCUUAUGGCUCCCUUAGUCGCUAGGAUAACAACCAUCGAGGAGCUUGUGGCGAAUCAUAUUGCACCACCACCAUCAGUAGCUGAAACCGCCAUUUCUCAAGGAAAUGGGACACCUAAGUUUCAGAAGAACAAGGAAGGGCACCCCGGAGAUAAGGAAUGCCUCCUGCCUCCGGCCACAAGGUUCCUCCAAUCCUCGGCCCAAUUCCUGGACUCGAACCAGUCCGUAAACCUCUCAACGGACUCCGACGUAGCGGUCGUCCUCGCCUCUCUUCUGUGUGCUGUCAUUUGCAUAUUGGGCCUCGCCCUUGUGGCACGCUGUGCCUGUCUGAGGCAGCCCGCCUCCUCUCCCCGGCCUACCAAUAGAGGGAUCAAGACGAAGGUCCUCAACUCGUUGCCAACGGUUUCGUUCGAUGUGGGGUCCGCCGGCGACUUGAAGUUGGCGGACUGCGCCAUUUGCUUGGCGGAGUUUGAGGAGGGCGAGUUGGUCAGGGUGUUGCCUCCGUGCGGGCACGGGUUCCACCUCAAGUGCAUCGACACGUGUGUGCUGAGAUUGCUGGAGGAGAAAGAGGAGAGAGCUUUGAGAAAGGUGUUGAAGGGAUUAUAG